CGCCUGAUUCCCUGCUACCUUUCGUUCACCCCCCUCCUCUCUCAAGUUGUGCCUGCCGUGCAGGUUUUCAUGGAGACAUCAGGUGGGAUGAGAGCUUGCAAACAUAUGUAGGCAGUUGUGAAGAAUGCGGAGCUGUGAGCAGUCUAUCCUGUGGUAUUGGCCAGUACAGAGAAAGUUGUGGCGGCAUCCAUGCGGGUGAGUGUCGCAACUGCACAAAUGCUGGAGCAGAGGAGUUCUACGUAUCACAUGGCGGUGUGCACCCGCAUGGUUGCCAAACCAGCGGAUGCAUCAAGUGUCCCACUGGCAUGUUUCCAGACGGAUGUGGUGGAAGUUCGCCAGGUAAGUGUGAAGAUUGCCUGAACAUGCCCAAUGUCACACCUCCAUCUCACUACUUUUCAUCUCGCGGUGGUCCUGAUGGUCUUUGUGACCUUGCUCCAUGUGUGCCAGAUUGCGGAGUUGGCCAAUACAAAGCACUUUGUGGUGGCACAAAUGCUGGUUUUUGUCAUGCCUGCACCACGCCUGACCCUGGAUUUUUCCAUGAUGGUUCUGGUGGUUUGGAAGAUGCAUGCCCACGAAAGGCUUGUGAACCAUGUGAGGUGGGUUUUUUCCGGUCUGGCUGUGACAUGGCCAACAGCGGCGCGUGUGUUCCUUGUACCAACGGACCAGGGCAUGGAUAUUACUACAAGUCAUCCAGCCGAUUGCCCAAUCAAUGUGACUUCGUUCCAUGCGGCGAUUGUCCGAUGGGGAUUUACCGGGCCAAUUGUGGAGGGGCCAGUGAAGGAGCUUGUGUGCAUUGCACCAAGCAAACAAAUACCUACUUCAUCGGCAACGGGGGUCUCACAGACGCGUGCCCUACAAGGCUAUGUGCCGCAGAUGAGGAAGAAUGUGAGAUUGGGCAAUACAGACAAGGUUGCGGUUCUGUGGAUAAUCCAUCUAGCCCUGGAAUCUGUGCUAAGUGUGAUGACCACAAGAUCAACUACUUCUGGGUCAGCAAUGGAGGUGUCAGCAGCAGGGGUUGCAAAGAGUCCUUUUGCCAGCGGUGUGAUGCUGGAUAUGUGAGGUUGGGUUGCGCAGGAACGUCGCAAGGCGUUUGUGCAGCCUGUGAGUAUGAGUCUGGCUACUAUUUUCUAGCGGAUGGUGGUUUCGGCGAGCGAAACUUGACUUGUCCCAGGAGCCCGUGCGCAGAGUGCCCUGCUGGCUACUACAAGCAUGCUUGCGGUGCGGAUGUCGACCACACCAACCCAGGUGUUUGCCUGGAAUGCCCGGCUGGAAAGUAUCAAAGCCAAGCAUACCAAGAGAGUUGCCUCGAAGCUCCAGCUGGCACCUUUGCCACCCAAGGUGCUCGAGUACCUAGUGAAUGCCCCGAGGGGCACUAUCAAGGUAGCGCCGGCAUGUCGAGUUGUGAUUCUUGUCUUGGCGGUGAAAUACAACGGACGGGCGGGCGUGCAGUGGCCUGCACCUCUUGCCCAGUGGGCCAAUAUAAUGAUGGAUCACAGGACUCAUGCCAGCAGUGUGUGGGUAAUGUCAUCAAAUAUGGCUCGCUUCGAGCUGGAUGCACACCGUGUCCUUCAGACAGUUUCAACGAUGGAAGUUCGGACGCAUGUCAAACUUGUUCCGGAGGCUAUGUGGCUGUCAACCCCGAGACCGGGGCAAUGACUUGCAUCGGUUGCCCCGCUGGCUACUAUGCUGCAUCCAACCAAUGCACCCUGUGCCCAUCAGAUACAACAUCCUAUGCUAGUAGCACUUCCUGCUUUGGGUGCCAAGCUGGACACCGACCAGAAGGCGGGGUUUGCACUCCGGAACCAUGUCCGACUGGGAGCUCUGGUUCCAAUGUGCCGGCUGGGUGCACGUGUAAUAACAGAGAAGGAUGGGCUGGGAGUGUUGUACCUACUACGCGUGCACCCUAUUGGCAGUCACCUGGAUGUGUGCCACUACAGAUCCGCGCGCAUGCUGGCACGUCAACUGAAGUUCACGGGAUUGCGCAGGGAAUAUCAUCAAGCUGGUACAGAUAUCCAUGCUCAGGAAGCACUUGUGAAACCGGCACUGGGUCCGUGACUAGCUCGGAUCCAACUUGCUCCGCGCUGAUGGCGUAUGCUGCAGAAGAGAACUUGUGCAGCUCAAACCGUUGAGAAAACGAUCAGAGAAGAACAAAUCCUCGCAAAUUUGUGCGGACAGGCUGCAGAGGCAAAGUCUUCACUGCAGGCUUUAGGACUCUAGGAACGAAUAGCAUGAAAUUGUGAUUGAGGGGCUGAGCUUGCUUUGUGAGGUGAGUUGGUGGUUUUCUUGGCCGUGCAGCGCCUCUUGGGCAUUUCAGGCCGUGCUUUUGGGCCGUGCAUUCUGCCUGACUUGGAUUUGGCUUUCACCACCCUCCUACCUCUCAUUAAGCUCCUUCCCUAUCCUGGCACUCGGCUCCCGACGAAUUGGUCGCCACUUCUGCUCGAAGACGUCUCCGGGCCUACUUGAAUGAGUUUGCCGAUUGCCAACAAGGACAUUGAUCAUCUGGUGGAUAGCUUAGGUUGGUUAUCCCUGCUCUUCGAGCCGCUUUAGCUUCUGCUCUUUUUUACUUCUUAAGGGCAGGCUACUGACGCGGCUUUCUUGGACGAUUGGGAGCCAGUUGAGGACUCUCAUCCACACCCUGUGUUAGGAACCGUGCCUACUACCUCUUUUGUUGCCCGCCAAGAGCCUCCUUAGGCACCGGUACAAAUUUUGGAUCUGACACGAAAGUUGGCCCCUUGCAAGAUUCCUGCAGCCUUUCGCAUUGAGAGGGCGUUGAAAGCCGGCUACUAGUAGGGCUAGAGUGGCUCUCAUCUCGGGAGCGUCUUCAGGCCUUCCACAUCCGUGUUUUGGGUGAUUGAUCUCCAGAAGCUUGCUCAGACAGGCCAGAACAACUUCGCGCAGGGCUUUCCAUCCUUGACGGAGGGGCAGCCCUUUUGCGCAGGGGCCAUUGUUUAUUGUUCCGAUGCAGAAGUAGGUAGUGAGAUCUGCGACCUUAGAAGAAAAAUCUUUGUUGGCCUUCGCGCCCCUUCUGAAGUAAUAGUGCCAGCGCUUGCUGAGCCAGAGUGCAGAUUUUGGCUUUACGCUUGAUGGCUAG
Messenger RNA from Durusdinium trenchii, 3091 nucleotides. The record is from the annotation of a GenBank genome assembly. Lineage: Eukaryota; Dinophyceae; Suessiales; Symbiodiniaceae.